Molecule: messenger RNA, 357 nt
Organism: Alternaria infectoria
Lineage: Eukaryota; Fungi; Ascomycota; Dothideomycetes; Pleosporales; Pleosporaceae
Exons: 2
Coding region: 1-357 (118 amino acids)
Source: RefSeq, a predicted model, not a curated record
AUGGAGCGUUGCGAAGAUGUACGACGCGAGGUCGUGACCCUUAACGGCAAGGCCAAUUACUGGGGAGAUCGAGCCGCCUACCUCCAGACAGGGGGACUUUUGCCGGGAGACGAGGUCCUUGCUCCGGCUGCCUUGGAACUUCACACCAUGUUCACCCUGAAGGCCGAAGACCGCGACUGGGAUCUUGAAGACGAGAUCAAGUUGCUCAAAAGGCUGACUUCCCUCCGCAAAGGGCUUCAGCGGACACUCCACAUGGCUCCGACCCGAUCCGAGUACGUCGACUACGGUGACAACUCAAACCUGGGCGAGCGCUUCAGACUCCGCAACCGAGCAAGAGCCGUGAUGCGCUUUGCCUAG